Molecule: messenger RNA, 1161 nt
Organism: Entrophospora candida
Lineage: Eukaryota; Fungi; Glomeromycota; Glomeromycetes; Entrophosporales; Entrophosporaceae
Source: the annotation of a GenBank genome assembly
AUGGAUUAUAAGAAAGGAAAAAGAGGUGCCGAUAUUAAGAGAGCAAAUACCAAAGGAUCAAAGCUACUAAAACUGUCAGAUAAAAAAACAUUAAAUAAUGAAAAUCAACAAGAAAAUGUGAUGCCAAAAUUUGGGAAUGAUAGCACAAUCUUGGAUCUGAUGACACCAAUAUUUCAAAAAUCAGAACCAGACAGCAUAAUCCGGAUUGGAGUUUUGGAUCUGGAUGAUCCACUCUUUCUAAAGGUUCCAUACAAUAAGAUCAAAGAAAGAUAUUCAAUGAAACUAAAUCAAGAAAUAGAGGACUCUGAUAUCAAUGAUAUUGUAUUUAAUCGUAUAGAGAAUAUAUCAAAAUUAACAAAUAUUGAUGGUGCAAGUUCAAUGUUAAAAAAUUUUUACAAGGAUGAUAACGUAUUUGGACUUGAUCUAAAUGAUGCUUUACUAUCUUUCAUUCGAAUCAUAUUUGAAACAAUUCUCAGAUACUUUAAAUUAGAUCCUCAGUAUUGGAAUCGAGAACAUUCAGAACCACACAUUACUAGUGGAUUAUUUUUUCAUACAUUUUUUAAUUUAUUUUAUGGUACCAAUUAUAUAGUAGAGUCUAAUAAACCACUUUUUGCAAACAAAGUCAGGAGAAACAAAUUUAAAACAUUGGAUGAUAAUAUAGACCAGGCCCUUGUUCCUGAUAUAGUUAUUGAAUCAUUGUUAUUUCGAAGAUCUGAAGUCUUAAUUGUUGAAGGUAGCAAAUACAAAGAAAGUGAAGAUAUAAAAAAAGAACUUUCUGAUACUGUAAAAUUAUGUACCGAAUUACAUGACAUGCUUAAUUUUAUAAGUGAAAAGGCAAUUUCAGAAUCAGACUUGGAUCAAACUGAUAAGAUUAAAGUGUAUGGAGUUAUAGUUUCUGGCAAUGAAUGUGACUUUCCUGUCACUUUUUACGAUUUCCCACAAAUGAGAAAAGCAAUACUACAAUUGGUUAAAUUACGUAUCUCUGUGGAUAAAAACAUCAAGAAAUUAAUAGAUAUUUCACAAGAGUUAGAAUUAGGGUACAAAACACCACUCUCACAGUCAAUAAGUUGGUCAAUGAAGAUUGAAACAUCUCCUAUGUCUGCUCGAAAAUUAAAAUUAGAAGAAUUGAAAAAGAAGAGAAAAUUACCAAAAGAUUUUUAA